This is a messenger RNA of Klebsormidium nitens, 4120 nucleotides long. Lineage: Eukaryota; Viridiplantae; Streptophyta; Klebsormidiophyceae; Klebsormidiales; Klebsormidiaceae. The record is from the annotation of a GenBank genome assembly.
AUGGACUGCACCGACAUCUUUGACCUGUCCACAGAGGAGCUGCUGGGGGAGCUCAGCUCAGGCAACCACCAAUCUGAUGGACAAGCUCUCAAUUGGCGGCACCGCCUUAUUCAUCAAGAGCUGCAGGAGCGCCAGGGCUCCGAAGAUCUCGCUCUACAGCUGCUGCCUAGCCCCCCCCCUCUUCCCCCAGCCAAAUUAUCCUCCCCAACAGAUAUCCGAGGAGCACCUGUACAAUUGUCACCUUCCCCGUCCUCUUCUCCGCUCAUUUCCACCACCACUAGUCUCUCAAACUCGAAGUUACAAUAUUUGUCGAACUCUGAGCACUCUGCGAAGAUUCCCGAAGAGACCGCACCAUCGCUCAGUGACAACGAGCAGGGGCCAAGUUUCUCUCCCCCUGGUCAACUCAAUAGUCGCCAGGCGGCCGCAAAUAUUCCACUUCGGGACACUACAACAGCCCCCACUCAGAAACGCGCCUUUGCAGCCCCCCAUUUGGAAGGCAGCAAGACUGCUCGAGCGUCUAUUCUCACAGAGAUCGUGAUCGGGGCGUCGCCUGUGAUGUCAUCCCCCCGGAGAAGAAGCAGCUUGCGGAAGAAGCCGGAUGGUGAGACCCCUCGGAAGGGGCAAGCGGAGAGAGGGGAGGGGGCCAAGGAGAACGCUGAGAAGAAAAGGGACGUAGCACGGGUUCUUGGAGGGCGAACGAUUGGGGAACUCGGAAGAGGGGGAGAGAAGAAGGACGUGAAGGCUAGCGGAAAUUGCCAAAAGAGGGUGGAAAGUAGCGGCGAAAAGUCAAGCUGGGACGCUCCGGCUAGAAGCGGGGCGGCUGGGGGUGUGAUUAGAGGGAAGGACGUGAACAGUUCUAAUCUGAGCGACUUGACAGUUGGGCCGAAGUUGGGAACGGAGCUCGGCAAGUCGGGUGAUGGAGAACAAGAAGGCAACACGCAAACAGACGAAGAGAAUGUGGCAGCGGUUUUGGUUGAGGCACUGCCAGGGAUUGGGGACCUGGGAGUUUAUCGUGCGGGUUCUGAGACUGUUAGGAUCUCAACCUCCUCGGAACUUCCGUCCGAGUGCCUUCGAAGGAGCCCAGCGAGCCAGGGCGCCAAGUCUAGAAACGUUGGCGGCUCUAUGGAAGCUGGAUACGAGAAAAGUAUAGAGCAUGCGGAGGGAUCUGGGCAUGAAAAGCUCAGCGGUUUGUCAGGCUCUUCGGAAAGGGCCGAGCGCGCUGGUGGAAAGUUGAGCAAGAGUACUGAGUUCCAGCAGAACGAGGAAAAACUCAAAGAAGUCGACACUCUCAGCUCGGCCAAAUGCGAUCCAGUCACGAGGUCUAGCUCAGCUGAAACGAUGCUCGGAGAGGCAAGUAGCGGUGCGCAUAGAGAAGCGAGCGAAGUAACGGAAGCCUAUCAGGCCUCAGAAGGGAAUUCGUCGGAGGGACAGCUCAUUGAUGGCGAUGUGAGGAACAGUCUCCCUGAACGCAGUGAACGUGAAGCAUUAGAAACUGAUGCGUCGUCAGCACCACAAGGAACUAGCUUCGAAAGCCGGUUCUCAACAACUGGACCCGCUUCGAAGGCCCUCGAGGGUCAGUUGGACAGCGCUUCGUUGAUACCGGAGAGCGAAAUCGAACCUGAGCCAUCCGCAAGCCAGUUAGGUGGCGAAAUCGGGAAAAGUUCCCGCGGUGUAGUUACGCAUUUGGAAAGAGGGGCUCUUGCUGAAGACGACGAAAGGGACUCGAUUCCUCCGAAGUUAGCAGCACCAGCAGUCUCAGCAGGCCAAAACCUCGAUCAUUCAAGCGGGGUUAGUCAAACGGAACCCACCACCUCAGCCGUAGGUAGCGGGACGCUUGUCUCAGCAGUGGUUAGCCAAACUGACUUUGGCUCACUAACCCGGUUCGAGCAGAUCUUCACGCGCUUUGCUCCGGGUGCGGCGCUGAGCAAGGAAGGAACGGCACGGCCGGGUCCAGCUCUACAGCAAUUUUACAAGGACGUCGCGCAGUGUCUGGACACGGACGCUCAGCUGCUGCCGGACCUGCCUGGCGGGCCUGGGCUGCGGACGUCCGACGUUCUCCUCCUGCGCGUGGACGCUGGAGACCACUCCGAGGUGGCGGACUUGCUGGCGUCAUGCGCGCGCGUGUCCGGAGCGUGGGCAGUGGAUGCGGACGCCCGCAGCACGACGUGGAACGUGCUCUGGACCUGGGCUGCGAGGCCACGUGUUGACUACAGCGAGCUGCUGACGUGGCAGAGGGUGAACCAUUUCCCCAACUCCAAGCAGCUCACUAGGAAGGACCUCCUCAAAGGCCACCUCGCGCGCUUCUCGCGCGCCGCCAACUCGCUCAUGCCCACCACCUUCACGCUGCCGCGCGAAUACGUCGCAUUCGUGCGCGCAUUCUCGGACGGCAGGACCGACGUCCGCGACCCGUCCGAACCACUCGCCGCUGCGUCCGCAUCAGCACCUGACGUCAGCAAACCGUCCGGAAAGCCCGUCCUUGCGGCGGACUCGGAUGCUGACGUCAGCGGUCCGUUUGGAAAGCAGGCGGCCGCGUCCGAGUCAGCAAAUGACGUCAACGAAGCGUCCGAAAGGCAGUCCUUUGCCUCUGGCGUGGAUGCGGACGGAAGCAAGGGAGGCGGGGAGAGUUUGUCUGCGGAGGAGACGUCCGCCUCCCCCGAUUGCUCCAACGUGUGGAUCAUGAAACCGGUGGGCCGCUCCCGGGGCGAGGGCAUCUUCCUGGUGUCGGACAUCUGCCACGUGGCGUACGGCGAGGCCAUGGUCGUCCAGAAGUACGUCGAGCAUCCGCUGCUGCUGCACGGCCACAAGUUCGACCUGCGGCUCUACGUCCUCGUGACGUCAUUCAACCCGCUGGAGGCGUUCCUGUAUCAGGAGGGCUUUGCGCGCUUCGCCAGUAGGCCCUACGAGCUCACCGAGGCGUCCCUAACCGACCCGUUAGUUCACCUGACCAAUACCGAGGUGCAGAAACAGCGAGACCACGUGCCCAGCUUCCUGCUGUAUCAAUCUGACGGCGACACGUGUCGCCGCACCUCUGCUGACUACCACCCAACGGAAGCUUCGGACAGAAAUGGCGAAAAAGGGGGAGAUGCUGUUGAGGAAGGGGACUGUAUAACUGGUUGUAGUUCAGGGCCCGCAAAAGCUGACGGGGCUGAAUGCAAGGAUUGGAGAUCAAACAGAGAUCAGGAACUUAUAGAUACAGAAAAUUCCGUUCCGAAUCCGCGGAGAUACGGGGCUGAUCUUUCUAAAGGAUCGUCCUUAGAGCGGAAAGUGCUUUGCGCCAGCGGCAGCCAUAGCAGUAGAAGAACCGAAGCAGCCAAGGCGCCCGAGUCGGAAGUUCCAGCGCAACAUAGCGAAGCGUUUGAAAGCCUCUACGGCGGCUGCAAGUUUUCGCUAACCCGUGCCUUCGCCCUCAUGGUUAGCCACGGGGUUAACGUAGACCGGCUUUGGCGGCGGAUAACAGCGCUGGUUCUCCAGUCACUAGAAGCGGUGCAGACAGCCAUACCCGCAAAUAGAAACUGUUUCGAGUUGUUUGGUUACGAUGUGUUGGUUGACGAAACCCAGCGGCCGUGGUUAGUGGAGGUUAACUCGAGCCCGUCAAUGGAGACCGGGACGCCCCUCGACUGCGCGCUCAAGGGCGCGCUUAUACGGGACACGCUCGCGCUGGUGGAACCCCUCCCGUUUGACCGCCCGUCUCUGGCGUCCGUAUUGCGCCGGCGUGCCAGCCCCCUCCCGUCCGUCAAAAGAUUCGGUGCCAAGACCGACCGGCCACAGCGCUACGACCCCGACUUGCACAACGAUCUGGACAAAAUUCUGAACGGCCGGAGACAGCGAAGAUGGGGCGACCUUCCGGCUCGUUUAGGGAACUAUCAGCGGAUAGCCCCUUCAAACCCGCACAAAAAGCAGGCCCCAAAGGGACGGGUAGUCGACGGACGCAGCUGACUGAAUUCAUGAGCGCCAAUAUAUGGCCCGCUGCUGUUGUUCGUCCACACUUGGGCUUCAAGCCCAGUGUUCGGUGUAAGCAAGUACUUAAGUCCAAAUUGCGUCCCAGUUUAAUGAAGACUGUAAUGAAGAUACAUCCACACUUCAUCUGUGUACGUUACGAACAAAUUGCGAUGCGGCAAGA